AUGUCUGAAUUUCUUCAAUUGACGGACAGAAGUGGGGAACCUAUUGAUGAAUACGAGAACGAACAAGAUGAAGAAGACGAUUUGGGGGAUUUGGACGAUCUAAUCGCCGAAACCAGUGAGAACCUGUUGCAGACUGAUGAAGCGGUAAACGAUGAAGAGAACAGGGUUACAGCGCCGAACACUGAUCAAGAUAUUAUGAACGAAGCCGAAGCUGGACCAAAAGUUAGGACAUUUGAUUUGCUGAGACAGGAAAAUUGUAUUCAUGAGGUAAGGGUUUGAUUUUGUUCAUUGUUUAGGUUGAUGUAUGUUAUUGGAACUUGAGCCGGCCAAAACCCGAAAUGGUUUUAAUUAAUUUGCAUAAAUUUUUUUAUAAUUGAUUUUGAGCUCUUAAAUACGUAUUUUUAGGUAGCAGUACCAGCUUAUAUGCAAUAUGUUCCUCUUGAACAGAGAAAUACUAGCCCGGCAAAGCUUUACCCAUUUCAAUUGGAUUCUUUUCAAGCAGAAGCCAUAAACUGUGUUGAUAAUUAUCAAUCAGUUCUAGUAUCGGCUCAUACAUCAGCCGGUAAAACAGCUAUUGCUUUGUAAGUGUUUAAAUCUUUGUUUUAUAUUGUUUUAGGUAAUUUAACGGUUAUUGCAAAUAUCUUCAUGAUCUGUAAACUUUUUUGGUUAAUUUAGCAAUUUCAACACUGUUAAUUAAUCUUACGGUUAUUAUCUUAUUAUUGAAUAACUUUUAGGUAUGCCGUAGCUUUGGCUCUUCGAGAAAACCAACGUGUUAUCUACACCUCACCUAUCAAAGCCUUGUCUAACCAAAAAUACCGUGAACUGUUGGAAGAGUUUGGGGAUGUGGGAUUGAUGACAGGAGACGUCACAUUAAACCCAGAAGCUUCUUGUCUUGUAAUGACGACAGAGAUCUUGAGAUCAAUGUUGUACAGAGGGUCAGAGAUCAUGCGUGAAGUUGGGUGGGUCAUUUUCGAUGAAAUCCACUACAUGAGAGAUGAAGAACGAGGCGUGGUUUGGGAGGAGACUAUUAUUUUGCUGCCUGAUAAUGUUCAUUAUGUGUUCUUGAGUGCUACGAUUCCAAAUGCUAAACAGUUUGCAGGUAAUUUGAAGUUUUUAUUAUGUUUUUAGGUAUUACUUAAGUUGAAUUUGUUUUAAAGAUAAAAAUGGCUUUAAUUUUAGUUUGUUAAUGUUUUAUUUGGCAUUUUACAUUUUAGAAUGGAUCGCCUUACUUCACAAACAGUCUUGUCACGUUGUCUACACCGACUACAGACCAACACCUCUUCAACACGUUUUCUACUCCAGUGGUGCGAACGGUUUAUAUGAAAUUAUGUCAGUGAAGGGAGAGUUCCGCGAAGAUCAAUUUCAACAAGCUAUGAGCUAUGUCAAUGAAAGGGCACCUGAAAAGGACAGACAGAAUCGGAAAAUGGCUAUGCUUCAAACAGGGAAUUCGGUUGUAACGAUAUUGAGGACGAUCAGAGAGAGGGAGUUGAUGCCUGUGAUUGUCUUCUCAUUCAGCAGAAGGGAAUGUGAAGGUUAUGCUUUGAAUUUGAAAGACAUGGACUUUAACGACCAAGGCCAGAAGGAGGUGAUAACUAAGAUUUUUGAAAGCGCCGUCUCGAUUUUAAGUAAGGGUUUUUGUUGAGUUUACUAGUUUUAGUAGGUUCAUUAUGUUCUUGACAAUGAUAUUGACCUACAUUCAAUGAUCUCUCUUGAUCCUUGUUUCAAUAAUGUUGAUGUAGAUUAAAGAAUGUCAUAAUAAAUUUAUGAUGUCUUGUUUAUGACAAAAUUAGUAAAAUAUUUAAUUUUUAGGCGCUGAAGACCAGAAACUACCACAGAUCAAGUGGAUUCUGCCAUUUUUGUUAAGAGGAAUUGGAAUUCAUCAUUCUGGAUUGUUGCCUUUAUUGAAAGAAUGUAUUGAAAUCUUGUUCGGCGAAGGGUUACUGAAGAUUCUUUUCGCGACAGAAACAUUUGCCAUGGGAUUGAAUAUGCCUGCUAGAACAGUACUAUUCACAUCGGCUCGAAAAUUUGAUGGUAAAGACACAAGGUAAGGCCAGUUUGACUUUGAUGCAAAGGCUAAAAAUUUUAUAUUUGUAAGAGUGGGGGCAAAUAAUUAUUUGAACAACUUAAUAUUCAUUUUAAAAAACCUUUACUUUCUCACCCUAAAAUAACUAUUUUCAGGUGGAUCAACUCGGGUGAGUACAUUCAGAUGUCAGGAAGAGCUGGUCGACGUGGCAAAGAUCCUCAAGGCUUGUGUAUCUUAAUGGUAGAUCAGAAAAUGAGCGAUGAAGUGGCAAAGAAGAUUGUCAAAGGCCAAACCGACCCACUUAACUCACAGUUCAGAUUGACCUACAACAUGGUACUGAAUUUGAUCCGAGUACCAGAUGUGAAUCCAGAAUAUAUGAUGGAACGGAGUUUCAGAUACUUCCAAAACAAGGCUCUGCUGGUUCCAAUUUAUGAACGUGAGUGAUAAAUUUUGUGAUAUAUCAGGUUGUUCAAAUAAUUCUGUGUUCCUAUCGAAGAAAAUUUUUAGGAGACACAAAACUAUUUGAACAACCUAAUAGAUGACUGUCGUUUAGUUUUUUAUACUUUUAUUGACUUACAUUUCUAUAAUAAGGUUUCUUCUACGUAUUUAGGUAAUAAAUUGAUUAAAAAAGUUGUUAUACGUCUCAUUUUGGUAUUAUUUUUAAAUUUGUUUCAAUUCUAACGCUGAGCCUUAAACGUUAAAAUUGUUUUUUAGAGUACAAAGCCAAGAAAGACCAACUGGAGCGAUUUGAAGUGCCAUUUGAAGACCAAUUUCUCGCGCAUUACCAACUUGUUCAACUCGCAGAUGACAUCAAGAACAAGAUCCAACAGGUUGUCUUAAAACCCAAGUAUGUGACCCCCUACUUUCAACCCGGUCGAUUGUUCAAAGUCCGAACAAAGACACGUGAUCUUGGUUGGGGAGUCCUCCUUAAUCAUCAGAAGACCGUGAACAAGAUUGGAGACACAGUCUAUAUUCUGGAAAUGGGCUUGAGGUUGUCAUGGGAGAGUGUGAAGAACAUCCAGAACGUCGAGGAGCUGGAGCCGCCGAAGGAAAACGAGUCCGCAGCAUUGGAGUUUGUCCCGGUGGAGUUGAGCUCGGUUACAGCCAUUUCGUCGAUCAGAAUCAAACUGCCUGAUGGUCCAAGGGCCAAGGAUGCUAUCAGAAUAUCGUUGGAGGUAGGUGGAGAUAAGGGAGAUUGUUAAGUUCAAAAAUACAGUCGGUUUUAAGAGAAAUAACAUUAAAAUUGACUUUACUUUUUUUAAGCCUAGUUUAAGGCUAAAAAACGAAUUUUUAACUUUCAGAAAGCCUUGAAAAAGUUCGAUGGAGAUGUGAAACAACUCGACCCAGUAGCUCAAAUGGGAAUCAAAGACGACAACAUGCUGAAAGACUUGGACAAACUGAAGGCGAUGGAAGCCAGAAUUGCCUCAAACCCCCUCCUUCAACGAUCAGAUUACGGCGAGAUCAAGGCAACCUACGAGAGAAAGGCUCAACUAGCUGAUGAAGUCGAGCGAAUCAAAGAAGAAAUCAACAAAGUUCGAGGUGGCCAGUUCACAGAAGAACUCAGGGCACGUGAACGAGUCCUACAACGAAUGCAGUAUGUGGAUUCAUAUGGCAGUAUCACAGGAAAAGGCCGAAUUGCAUGUGAAAUCAGCGCGGCCGACGAAAUCUUGUUGACAGAGAUGAUUUUGAGUGGAGUUUUCAAGGAAAUGGAUCCUCAAGAUGCAGCAGCGUUGUUGUCGUGCUUUGUGUUUGAAGAGAAGACUGACAAACAACCAGAUUUGGACGAGAAGCUGAAGAAUGCCUUCAAGACAUUGGUGGUAUGUUGCUUUGAAACAUUUUGUUGAGGAAGUGAAAAACAAUUAAUAUUUAAGUUUUUGUUUCUGUUAUUAUAUAUUUUAAGUUUUUAACGACUAAAAGCUAAAUUAUUCUAUAUUUUCAGUCACACGCCAAGAAGGUAGCAGCCGUAAGCAUAGAGUGCAAGUUCGAACUGGACGAAGUCGUCUACGUCGACAAACUCAAGAAUGGCAUGAUGUGGGUGGUGAAGAAGUGGUGUGAAGGUGCCACCUUCAAAGAAAUCAGUGAGACGUCAGGAAUCUUCGAAGGCUCCAUCAUCAGAUGCCUACGACGACUAGAAGAACUGCUACGACAAAUGACAUGUGCUGCUCAAGCCAUGGGCGAUGAGAAAAUGGAAUCCAUAUUCCAGGAAGCGUCAAAGCAACUCAAACGUGACAUAGUGUUCGCCGCCUCCCUAUACCUUUAA
Messenger RNA from Bursaphelenchus okinawaensis, 4283 nucleotides. The record is from the annotation of a GenBank genome assembly. NCBI's taxonomy places the organism in Eukaryota, Metazoa, Nematoda, Chromadorea, Rhabditida, Aphelenchoididae.